CUCAGCCGAUAAACUUAACGCAUACAAACAUGAUAACAUAUAAAAGAAAACCAGAUUUUGUUGGCGAAUUCUACGGCUACGGCCUACAUAAUACAAAACCUCACUGCGCUCUUAAUUCAAUUUCCGUUGCCACUAACUGCUCCCAUCGGCCACCGCGUGUCCUACAAACAAUCGGCCUCGCCGCUUAUUAACUCGGUUCAAUCGUUGGCGCCUUAAAUCUAUUUCUCACCGCCUCGCCUGGUGAAAGGCUCUGAGAAAUCCUUUUCCACUAUGAAGUUAAAGUUCGUUUUAAAUUCAAAACAACAAUGGGAGUUGAAGCAACAAACAAGGAACUGGUUGGAGCUCCCAUAUGAUGUAAUGGCCAACAUCCUAUACAGAGUUGGUGUUUGUGACAUUCUUCUGAAUGCCCAGAAAGUUUGCACUACUUGGCGUAAUAUCUGCAAGGACACUGCCAUGUGGAGGGUCAUUAAUAUGUACAAUGUUUUUUAUCACAAAAAUGGAAGGCCCCUGAUGCAGAAGAUGUGUAAACAUGCCGUAAAUAGAAGCCAAGGCCAGUUGGUUGACAUCACCAUUGAGGAUUUUGCUAAUCCUCAGCUUCUUCGAUAUAUUUCUGAUAGAGCAAGUCAGCUUAGACGUCUUGAAUUCGUAUAUUGUUAUGGAGAAACUUAUGAAAGCUGGGCCGGAUCUUUGAGGAAAUUUCCAUUAUUGGAGGAACUUAGUAUCUACCUAACAGACAUUUCAACAGGAGUUAUUGUUGCUGCUGGUCGUUUUUGCCCAAUGCUAACAACACUGAAAAUAAAUGAUGAAAUGGUAGCUCCUUGUGGUAAUGUGAUAGCUGUUGCUAUUGGAAAAAACUUACCUAAGUUAAAGCACCUUGAACUCAUUGGAAGCUUCAUGACAAAUACCGGGUUGCAAGCCAUUCUGGAUGGAUGUUGUCACCUUGAAUUACUCGACUUGCGUCAGUGCGUGUACAUUGAUCCCAAGGAUGACCUUGUGAAAAAAUGUUUAGAAAAGAUUAAAUGUGUAAAACUUCCCUAUGAUUCCCUUGAAGGAUGUCGAUAUGUUUUUCUUGAUGAACCCAUAGCCGGGCCUGCCAUCGUUUAGGAAGGAGACGGUGAAAUAACAGCGGUUUUGGAUGAACAUGUGUAUAAUUGUAUAUAUAAUAAUUAUGUAUGCUUUGCUUGAA
Messenger RNA from Lactuca sativa (garden lettuce), 1186 nucleotides. Its product is annotated as putative F-box/LRR-repeat protein 9. The record is from RefSeq and is a predicted model, not a curated record. Gene Ontology annotation, molecular function: protein binding. Lineage: Eukaryota; Viridiplantae; Streptophyta; Magnoliopsida; Asterales; Asteraceae.